CCUGCCCCUCCCAUCUCAACUCCUAAUUUUCACUUCCCUGCUUUCCCAGUCCCAUGCUUAAGCUCCAAGAAGCUCCGACGACUCUGAUGGUCGGACAUUGAAACUCGAUUCUCUCUCGUGCACCAUAGUUGCUUCUGAAUCCUGAUGCCUCACUCAUUGAUCGAAACGAAAGCAAUAACGAACUAGUGAAAGGGGCAGAGUGAGAAUUUAGUGGUCUGCUUUGGAACCCUUCUCUAGCCGGCGAAGUUGGGCUACGCUUUAGUCAUCUCCAGCCUCAUCUGGUGUUCUUCUUCUCCAAAUAUAUAUCUCUUCUACCGGAAAUUAUAUUUGUGCUGCUCGUAUAGUUAUUUGUAACAUUUGCUGCCGGUGACCCUACCACCACCACCACCACAACAAGUGGAUUUUGGCUAAUAAUGGGAUUACUCAGCAUCAUCCGAAAAAUCAAGAGAAAAGAGAAGGAAAUGCGUAUACUGAUGGUGGGCCUUGAUAAUUCUGGAAAGACGACAAUUGUUUUGAAGAUAAAUGGGGAAGAUACUAGCAUUAUCAGUCUCACACUUGGUUUUAAUAUUAAAACCAUCUCUUACCAAAAAUGCGCUAUUAUUCUACCAAUUAGAGCCAUGGGAGUAAUUUUAUCAUGUUCACAUUAUCUACAGAUAUAUACCUUAAAUAUAUGGGAUGUUGGGGGCCAAAGAACUAUAAGAUCAUAUUGGAGGAAUUACUAUGAGCAAACUGAUGGCUUAGUUUGGGUAGUUGACAGUUCGGAUCUUAGAAGGUUAGAGGACUGCAAAAUGGAACUUGAUAAUCUUUUGAAGGAAGAAAGGCUGUCUGGGGCAUCUUUGCUAAUACUAGCAAAUAAACAAGAUCUAAAAGGUGCUCUUACACCAGAGGAAAUUGCAAAGGUAUUAAACCUGGAGAAUAUGGACAAAACCCGACAUUGGAAAAUCAUGGGCUGUAGUGCAUACACGGGGGAGGGACUGCUUGAGGGAUUUGAUUGGUUGGUUCAGGACAUCGCCUCUCGAAUCUAUAUGCUCGAUUGAUUCAUCAGACUCUGACUCAUUGUUCCACCGAGAAAUUUUCAAUGCACUGGAUGAUGGAUUUUCUUUUCCAAAGUUGCCCAUAUUGGUCUAUCUGGUCUGAAUUUACCCGUGUAAUUGAUUGGCCCAUAAUCUUUCUUUUCAAUGAAUAAGUUGAUACUAGAAUGACAUUAAUGGCAGAAAAAUCUCUAGUUUCAUUCAAUCAA
This is a messenger RNA of Manihot esculenta (cassava), 1240 nucleotides long. RefSeq names its product ADP-ribosylation factor-like protein 2. Lineage: Eukaryota; Viridiplantae; Streptophyta; Magnoliopsida; Malpighiales; Euphorbiaceae. Gene Ontology annotation, cellular component: cytoplasm; microtubule cytoskeleton. The coding region runs from base 414 to 1037 and encodes 207 amino acids. The record is from RefSeq and is a predicted model, not a curated record. Gene Ontology annotation, molecular function: GTP binding; GTPase activity. Gene Ontology annotation, biological process: protein folding. The transcript has 8 exons.